Molecule: messenger RNA, 6952 nt
Organism: Pimephales promelas (fathead minnow)
Lineage: Eukaryota; Metazoa; Chordata; Actinopteri; Cypriniformes; Leuciscidae
Source: RefSeq, a predicted model, not a curated record
AGCGGCGGCUGCAGGCCGAAACGCUGAGAGAAAAUACAGCACAGGCCGCUCUUAGCAAGCAGAGCCUCACCAACCUUCAUUUACCGCCCGGACCGGGCCAUGGCGGCGGAACCGUGCUCGCAAAUUGAAGCCGAACUUUAUUACCUGAUCGCCAGAUUCCUGCAGUCAGGACCAUGUCAGAAAUCCGCUCAGAUGCUGCUUCAGGAGAUGCACGAAUAUGAGAUCAUUCCGAAGCGCUGGAGCUGGGAUGGAAAGCUGUAUAAGCGAAGCUUUGAAGACUGGGUGUUGUUAAAUCGGCACAUACCUGCGGAUUACCUGUUGCGUGUGUGUGAGCAGAUUGGCCCACUGAUAGAUAAACACAUUCCUCCCAGUGUUCCUGGAGUCCACAGUUUACUGGGCACUGGUCGACAGUCAUUACUACGGACAGCAAAAAGUUCUUCUCAUACAGUAUGGAGUGGCUCUGCAGUAGUCGCCCUGCACAGGGGACGGCCCCCAGAACCACCUAUAGACUGUGCCAAACAACCAAAUAUAGUGUCAAUCAUGGGUGCUCGCCAAAAAACAGGAGUGGCUCGAUUUGGCCAUGCUUUCCCCUCCUGCACCUACCAGCACAUGAAGAUGCAUCGGAGGAUCCUGGGCCAUCUCUCAUCAGUGUACUGUGUGGCGUUUGACCGCACUGGACGGCGCAUUUUCACGGGUUCUGACGACUGUCUAGUGAAGAUCUGGGCGACAGAUGAUGGCCGUCUCCUUGCCACUUUGCGUGGACACGCGGCAGAGAUUUCAGAUAUGACAGUGAAUUUCGAGAACACGCUCCUCGCUUCAGCCAGUUGUGACAAGAUCAUCCGUGUGUGGUGCCUGCGUACCUGUGCGCCUGUGGCUGUAUUGCAGGGACACACAGCCUCCAUCACCUCCAUACAGUUUUCUCCAUCAGCAUUAGGUUCCUCUCGGUAUCUGGCCACCACUGGAGCUGAUGGCAUGGUGUGUUUCUGGCAGUGGAACUCACUCAGCAUGAAGUUUGUUGAAAAGCCUGUAAAGUUCAUGGAACGCUCUCGUCCCGGAGUUCAGAUAUCCUGCAGCUCCUUCAGCACUGGUGGAAUGUUUCUGGCCACUGGAGGCACAGAUCACAUGAUCAAAGUUUACUACCUCGGCACAGAGACGCCUGUGAAGUUUUCUGACCUGGACUCCCACACGGAUAAAGUUGUUGCUAUUCAGUUUUGCAAUAACACUGACAGUCUCAGGUUUGUGAGUGGUAGUCGGGAUGGUACGGCUCGGAUUUGGCAUUACCAACAGCAGGAAUGGAAGAGUACGGUGCUGGACAUGACCACCAGAUUACCAGGGAGUGCUGUGAUAUCAGGCGAUGAUAAAUUGACAAAGUUGGUGGUGACCAUGGUCGCGUGGGAUCGUUGCGAUCGUUCCAUCAUCACAGCCGUUUCAAACUGCCUCCUCAAAGUCUGGAGCUCAACAAAUGGCCAAUUACUACAUGUGCUGUCGGGUCAUGAUGAUGAAGUGUUUGUUUUGGAAGCUCACCCCUUUGACUCCCGGAUCUUGUUAUCUGCUGGUCAUGAUGGUAACAUCUACAUUUGGGACCUCAGCAAAGGCCAGAAGAUCAGAAACUUCUUCAAUAUGAUUGAGGGCCAGGGGCAUGGUGCUGUUUUUGAUUGUAAAUUUUCAAUGGAUGGGCAGCACUUUGCCUGCACAGACUCUCAUGGUCAUCUGCUCAUCUUCGGCUUUGGGUGCAGUCAGCCUUAUGAAAAGAUUCUAGACCAAAUGUUCUUCCAUACGGAUUACCGGCCAUUGAUACGGGACUCCAAUAACUUUGUUCUAGAUGAGCAGACGCAGCAGGCACCCCAUCUUAUGCCUCCACCUUUCCUGGUGGACGUAGAUGGGAACCCCCACCCUCCUCGUUACCAGCGCCUGGUGCCGGGAAGAGAAAACUGCAAAGAGGAGCAGCUUGUGCCACAGCUCGGCUACAUGGCUAAUGGUGAUGGUGAAGUGGUUGAGCAGGUGAUUGGCCAGCAGACCGCUGAGGAUUCUCAGGAAGAAAGCCCAUUGGAUGAUCUGAUUAGGCAGCUCCAGAACCAGCAAGAUGAGCAUCGCAACCCAGGAAAUCCUGCAGUAGGUGCUGAAGUGGCUGGUGGUCCUCUAUCACCCCCUAACGUUGGGCUGCGACGUAGCGGACAAGUUGAGGGUGUACGGCAGAUGCACAACAAUGCCCCCCGCAGUCAGAUGGCCACCGAGAGAGACCUGUUGGCAUGGAGCCGGCGCGUAGUGGUUAAUGAAGUCCAGUCUGGCAUUUUCAGAGUGAUGGAAGACAAUAGGAUUGCUAAAGGAGAGGUGGAACGGCUUUUCUACAACAUUGAGAAGAAGAAAAAAUAUGCACCCACAAUAGGAAGUGAACCUGUGGGUAACAACGUUCGCAUGUUACGAAGGCCACAGCGCAAGGCUCAGCAGAGGAGACACACAUAUCAGACCCGCUCGACUCGAGAUAGGAGACGCAGCUCAAGCGUGCUCUCGUACACCCGUAACGAGGAAAGUGAGAGAGAGUCUGACAGUGAAGCAGAGCAGGAAGAGGACCAGAAUGAGAACAGUGAUGGGUCAUCGGAUGGUGAAGCUCAGUGGGAGAAUGACAGUAGCUCCAGUGACUCUUCCAGUGAGUAUUCUGAUUGGACGGCAGAUGCGGGAAUCAACCUCCAGCCCCCCAAACGAACAACCAGAAGACAGGCCCCUGUUGCCGGGAGCAGUAGCUCUGAAGAUGAGGAUGGGACAGGGCAGGGAGAAGGGGAGGCUGAGAGAAAGAGUCGACGGACUGAAAAGAAAAAAAAACUGAAACAGACUAAACCGCGGUCUGUGCCUGCUGGAGAAUUAGAGGAAUGGUUGCCGCCCUCUUGGAUCAUGGAAACAAUUCCAAGACGAUCACCUUUCGUACCUCAAAUGGGAGAUGAGUUGAUAUAUUUCCGCCAGGGUCAUCAAGCAUAUGUCCGAGCCGUGUGUCGUGCCAAAACCUACAGCGUGAAUCCUCAGAAACAGCCCUGGAAUCGCUUGGAUCUCAGGGAUCAGGAAUCUGUCAAAGUAGUGGGUAUUAAAUAUGAAGUCGGGCCGCCAACUCUGUGCUGUCUCAAACUGGCCUUCCUGGACCCCACCUCAGGGAAAAUGACCAACGAAUCCUUCAGCUUGAAGUAUCAUGAUAUGCCUGAUGUCAUCGACUUUCUGGUGCUACAACAGAUUUAUAAUGAGGCCAAAGCACGAAACUGGCAACCUGGUCACCGUUUCAGGAGCAUCAUUGAUGAUGCCUGGUGGUUUGGUUCUGUGGAGUGUCAGGAGCCGUUCCAGUCUGAAUAUCCAGACAGCCUGUUUCAGUGCUACAUUGUCAGGUGGGAUAAUGGAGAGAGAGAGAAGAUGAGUCCGUGGGAUAUUGAGCCCAUACCUGAAGAAGCUCAAGUCCCAGAGGAUACUGGUGACAGUGUCCCUGUCACAGAGGACGAGCUUCAGUCCCUACUGUACCGGCCACAGGAGGGAGAGUGGGGGCUGCACACACGAGAUGAGGAGUGCGAGAGAGUAAUCGCGGCCAUAGAUCAGCUGCUAACCCUUGAUGUGGCAAAGGCGUUCUCCUGCCCUGUCGAUUUGAGGGAAUAUCCGCUGUACUGCACUGUUGUGGCCUAUCUCACCGACCUCAGCACCAUCAGAACAAGAUUGGUGCAUCGUUUCUACAGGCGAAUCUCAGCACUUAUGUGGGAAGUGCGUUACAUCGAACACAAUGCUCGAACAUUUAACGAACCACAGAGCCCCAUUGUCACAGCAGCGAAAACGGUCACCGACGUUCUGCUGCGUUUUAUCAGGGAUCAAAGUUGUACAGAUAUUUUGGAUUUGCACAAUAAGAUGAAGACUGAAUUCAGCAGUGCAGAUGAGGAAGAGGAGACUGUGGAUGUGGACUCGGACACUCCCGGCACCUCCACUGGUCAAAGGAGGUCCAGUAAUGUGCCUCAGAAGCGUGGCGUGGUCCUUGAUAUAAACGCAUGGAACAGACAAUGCAAAGACCUUGUGAGGAGAAUGAUGGCAAGCCCAGAUUCAGAGCCAUUCCGCCAGCCUGUUGACCUCUUCAUUUACCCGGUAGCUCAUUCUUCCCUCAUUCUUUCAUUCCUUUCCUUCCUGUACUUUCCAUCUUAUCCCUUUAACAAUAUUCCAUUGUGUUCUUUUUUUUUCUCUCUGUAUCAGGAUUACCGUGAUAUUAUAGACACUCCUAUGGAUUUGGGCACAGUCUCUGAGACCCUAAUGGGUGGGAACUACGAGAAUCCCAUAGAGUUUGCCAAAGAUGUGCGGCUUAUCUUCAGUAAUUCAAAAGCCUACACGCCUAACAAGAAGUCUAGAAUCUACAGUAUGACUCUGAGUCUGUCGGCGUUCUUUGAGAAUCAAAUUAUUCCCAUAAUCUCAGACUACAAAUCUGCUGUUCAGAAUCAGCGUAGGAGUCAACAGAGACUCAGUUGCAGCAAGAGAUUGCAGAGUUCCUAUCCCAACAGCCCCAAAGGAAAACAGAAAUCUGUAAAGAAAACCUCCCAGAUGACUCCAAAGUCCCGCUCAAGGAAAUCCUCUCAAGAUUCAAGUGUUGCACAAGCUGAUGAAGACAGUCAGCCAUCCUCUUCAUCUUCAUCAUCCUCCUCCUCAUCUUCCUCGUCCUUUUCAUCAGAGCCUGCAGGAGCCGACCGAGUUACACGCAGCCGAGGUGCCAAUGACUGCCUGCCAAAUGAAGGUCGAAGUUCACGUAGGAGAGGAGCAGCAUUAGCAGAAGAGGGAGAAGUCUCUGAAUGUGAGAGCACCAGCUCGUCAUCCUCCUCAACAUCCGCAUCGUCGUCCUCCAAAACCUCGUCGUCUUCGUCUGAGAGCGACGACAGCGGGACUGAGGUGGGCGGCUUUGCAGAUGGCGGCGACCAUGACUACAGCAAAGCCCCGCAACAAAAACAGAAAGGCAAAGAGGCAGCAGCCUCUGUCGAUAACGCAAAGCGGAAGCGCAAAGGAGAAGAGCAGACAACAGAACCUGAGAAACGAGCGCGGCGGGCGGAUGAAAAUGAAGAGGAGGAGCCUGAGGAAGAGGAAGAACCAGAUGAAGAGGAGGAACCUGAGGAGGAAGAAGAGGAGCUGGAUGAGGAAGAGGAGGACUCUGAGGAUGAAGACCUCAUUUCUUCAACAAAAACUGGAAGUCAGAGGUCAAAUCAAAGGACUGCAAAGUCAGGGCGGGUUAAUACUCGUAACCAGGGACGAAGGACUGUUCUAUACAACGAUGACUCUGAAGAGGAGGGGCUGACGACAGACCCUCUGAAUCUUGGAAUGUCCCGUUCUGGAAGGGUCCGUCGCAUGACUGAACGUGCGAGGGUUAGCCAUCUUAUGGGUUGGACACAUUGACAUUUUAUGAUCCUCACACAGACUCACUACAGCGAUACUGCAGGGAUUUUGUUUUUAGUACUGUCUUUUUGUGACUUGUUUUUUUUUUUUUUUUUUACUAUUGUUGUCUCCGAGACUUGAUGUUCAUGACUCUUCCUGGAUUGUGGUGCUUUUUCUUCUCUGGUUUUCACGGAAACUAACUUGCCAUCAACUAAUCCGCCACCUCUGCCUUAUUCUAGUCCAGAGUGGUCCUUCCUUUCUUCCUUCUUUUCUUCUUCCCUCCCUCCUGAAUGACUUUGAUUCCCAUCAUGGUUCUUUAGGUUUCCAUUUUCCAGUCAUAAAGAUGGUGCUGCUCUCUUCACUUUCUCCAUCUUGCGUUCUUUUCAUACUUUUUUACAUGGGGUCGAGAACACUUACGUUUACCAUAUAAUUCAGCUGACUUGACUUUACUAUUAAAUCAGGUAAUGCAUUUACCUCUGUUCAAUAAUAUAAUACAUUUUAGUCAUAUGAUUUAGUGCAGGUGCAAACUGAUGCAUUAACUACUUCCAGAUCACUUGUGCUACUCCUCGUCCAUUAAAGUACAGACACGAGGAGGAUUAUGUGAAAUGUAGGAGAAAAUGCACUCAAAUACACUUCAGACUGUUUUUACAGAAUAUAUUUAUAUUUUUCCACUCUUGUAUGAUACACUUUAAUUCAUUUUUAUCUUGCAGUAAGGAGAAGAUUAGUAUUGAUGAUGUUUGCACAUUUUAUGUCAAGUAUAUGUGGCAGCUGAUUGGUUGGUGAUGUCUGAAUCCUGGACUCUGGUUCAAAUAUAAUGUAAAUUGAAGACUGUGCCCUCAGGCUAUCUGAGGAGCAUCAGAAUGGUUAUUUUUUUCAUCUUUUUUUCUUCUGUACCAUUAUCAUGGAUAACUGAAAAGACUGUUGUGUUUUGGACAAGGGAGGCAACAAGAACAGUCGUCUGAUUAUCAAGUGCUCAUUUAAUCCAUGCUGAUGUGUUUUUCAUUGGUGUAUUUUCAGGAUGGUGAAUACAAAGCCUAAAUUGAAGAGAUCAUGAGUUGAAUCUGAGUUUGGUUUGUGGUGUUAAAAGGGUGUUUACAAAAAUGUGAUUAACACACUGGUACAUAUCUCUCUCUCUCUUUGUUUUGCCCUUUUCUUACCUUGUUAUUUUUAUCUCUCUUUUCUCACUUUAGUUUUUCCUGUCCCUUAAUGCACUGAAAUGGAAAACACUCUCUCCAUCCAGUCCCUUAUCUGCUGUUUGAAAGACUUUUCUCAGCCAAUCAGGAUACAGCAUUAACCUCCACAGGCUAUCUCUGGUCAAGAGCUGAGCAGUCUGAGUUUAUUUUGUCUGUUCCUUUCCUUUCCAUCUAUCAUGGCCUGGGUUGUGUGUAUUUUUUUUUUUUUUUUUUUUUUUUUUUUUUUUGUAAAUGUGUGUGUGUCAGGGAUCUGUUGUCAUUGGGUGACAAAGCCUGGAUCUGUUUAGUGACACUGAUGGUGAAGAUGGUCAUGAUGUUUGAUGUCAUAAGCAUAUGUCUGUUUAUUUGUUUUCUAUGCUUUUUUUUAUAAUAAAGGUGUAAAACUGUGA